Messenger RNA from Spea bombifrons (plains spadefoot toad), 2162 nucleotides. It is a transcript of the gene SDC1, whose product is annotated as syndecan 1. Gene Ontology annotation, biological process: cell migration. Lineage: Eukaryota; Metazoa; Chordata; Amphibia; Anura; Pelobatidae. Gene Ontology annotation, cellular component: cell surface; membrane. The transcript is spliced from 5 exons. The record is from RefSeq and is a predicted model, not a curated record. The coding region runs from base 73 to 1779 and encodes 568 amino acids.
CUUCUGAGGGAAGUUGUGCCUGUCUGUCCCGGUGUAUACAGGAGCCGGAUACAGAGACUCCCAGGGCCGAAGAUGGACAAGGUGUUAGCCGCCCUCUACCUGCUGGGGAUAUGCUGCUCGCUGGGGCUCGGGAAUGAAAAGAACUUUUCCUUAGAAGAUGAAGACGGGUCUACAGACGACGAGGACUUCUCGGGCUCAGGACUCGGAGUUAUCGUACCAUCAGCUUUAGAUGAAGUAGGAAAGGAAUAUUCUGAGCCUAAAGUGCCCCUGGUGCCCACCGUCGUGCAGGAAUUUACAGAGAACGUUACAGCCAUAAUGUUAGCUGAACCUACCACAAAGCAAGUGAAGAUGACAACAUCGCAAACAGAGGAUGAUGUGGAAAAGAUAAAUGAGCCGGGUUUGUUUGAUGAGAUUCCUGCAGUUGGACCAUCUUCACAUGCGGACACCACGCACGAGCCAACGUCCACAGCAGUCGGCACCACAGAGAAAAGUGAUAUUUUUGAUGCUGAUCACCAUCCACAUCAUCAUGGCCAUCACCACCACCACCACCACCACCAUAAAACCACCACUAAUCCACCGGUACCCGAGGAAGAUACUACUCAAGGACAACCUAUUCAUAAACACCAUGAGCAUCAUAUUCCCAAUGCUGAAGUAACUACAAGCUCUCCUAAAGAGCAUCUUCCUUUUCAUAAGACUACAUCGCCGGGACCAGCCGAAGACACAGAUUUUGUUUACCACCACAAUGCUCACCACCCUGAAGCACCAUCUGGGUCAUCUAGUACACCUUAUGCAGACAAUGAAGAAUCAACAGCAGAGCCAUCUGAUGCUGAUGGUCACGUGCUUGUUGGUUUUGAAAUAAAGCCAACCACAGAGCCAUCUGAUAAUCUGCAUAACCUUCAUAAGCAAACUACAGCUUCAUCCCUUGUAGAUGGAUCUAAUGUCCAUCACGUUCUCCACGGCAAAAUCACCACAAGCCCACCACAUAAUGUGGAACCCAGCAAAGAGGAUGAACGUACUGCGGCAACAAAUCCUCCUGAAGAUGCUGAAUCAGAGGUCCUUGUUCACCAUGAUGAUAAAACCACAAGCCCAUCAAGCCAUGUAGAAUCUGAGGAUCACGUUCACAAUGUAAAUCAAGCUACAACGCCUUCUGAUGUUGAUAAACAUCAUCAUCAUCAUCACCACCAUCAUCCUCAUACCACUACAGCCAGUACCGAACAAACCACAGAUUCUGAUGAGCAGCACGGAUUACACACGCUAAAACCAACAGACCAUUUCGUCGUAGCUACCACAAGAGCAAACGUUGUCCCCGUUGUGAACGAAGAUCUUAAUGUUCCUGAGGAUGCCGACUCCAUCGGUGGCCUUAAACCAACAACCGAGGAGAGCCCCGUAGAGAAGUCUACGCACCCCCAGAUGCCGGAUGAAACCGACGUGGACCUCUUUGACUCUAAGGAGGAUGAAGUAUCUGGAGAUGGAACAGAGAUGAAUAACGAUCUGUUUUUUGAGAAGACGUUGUCUGAUGUGAAAAGUGAAGUGAUUAACAGAAGCUCUGGUGAUGGUGAAGGAAGUCUUGAUGCGUCUCACGGGAUAAUGGAGAGGAAAGAACUCCUAGCAGGGAUAAUUGCAGGUGGUGCCGUUGGCCUGAUAUUUGCGGGGUUCCUGGUCGGGUUCGUUUUUUACAGAAUGAAGAAGAAAGACGAGGGAAGCUACUCCUUGGAGGAACCUAAACAGUCCAAUGGAGGCUAUCAGAAGCCACGCGAACAGAGGGAGUUCUACGCGUAGACUGCCGCCAAUCUUAAGCUCGGGCUGCGGGAUAAGUCGCCUCUACGUUGUCAUUCUUUCCGCAGUAUCCACUGUGUGGCUUUUGUUCAUAUAGACAACUUGACAACUGAGAUGUAAAGUCUUACCCCUGCCUCCCCGAGGCUCCAGCCAUGUUACCCAGAAAACAAAGAUCCAGGAAUUGUCUUUAAUUCCCGUUCGCCAUUAAACGAUUGACUUGGACUGUGGACUUUGGAUCCUCGUAUCCAGUUUGCCAAGAAGAAAGUAAUUGUUCGUUUGGAGUUAAUUGAUUCCCAGUUACGUUCUACUGAAGACUCUUGUUAUUCCUACUGGUGCCUUUGCCAUAAGUGUAUAUACUAGUUAAGAUUUUGUUCUUCUUGUUUGAA